AUGUAUGGGGCUUGUCAUGCACAAGACGGAACUUGUGUCUGUCCUCCAGGAAGGACGGGGGAUCUUUGCGAGGAAGAGUGUUCACCUUCAACGGAAACUCACAACUCCUGUAUAGUAGGCAUACAGGCCGUUAAGGAUAACGUACAGGCUUGCUUGCCGUCUCCAUACGGCUGCUCGUGCUUUCCAGGCCAGCAAGGCGAUGACUGCGAUAAAGAUUGUGAUGAAAAUCACUGGGGCGUGAACUGCUUACAGACAUGUAACCAUUGUGAAAGUAACAAGUGCAACCAUGAAACAGGAGCCUGUGUCCGUGAUGUGAAACACUGCGCUAAACCAUCCAAAGGGUACCUCCGCUUUCGAGAGCUACCAUUAGUUGACCCUGACGAAGACCGUGUACUAGUGUCUUUUAAUGGAAUUUUUGAUGGUGAAGAGCCUGAGUCGGACGACGUAAAGUAUCAAGUGAUUGUUUGGGAGAAGGACCAAGAUAUGAGCAAUCCCACGAACUUAAAAGAUACCGAUACGAUUGAAAGUCCUGUCAAAAUAGACAACCUGAACCCUGCCACCGACUACUUCGCUGCCGUUUUGGUGAAGUUUACUCCAAGAGGAUCAGACACUCCCUGCCUGAUUGACGGCACACUCAGAGGAGAAAGGAUUCAGAAGACGCCGUUUACUACCAAAUGUCCCGAAGUACCAGUUCCCCCUAAUGUAACAUAUGAGGAAACCCGUGAUGUAAUUACAUUCCGAUGGAGGACACCCAGUGACGCGCAGGGAGUCAUACGGUACAACUAUUCAUAUGAGGUGAAACCUAUUGCAUGUGAUCGAGAGACAGACAGCCAAUCUAAUUCCACGACAGAUAUUGAGGUUUCUUUCUCAAAGCCAUCGCAUUAUGCCAAUGUUACUUUCCUGUUGGCUAUUGGCAACGAAGCUGGAUUCAGUGAACCAGGAAAACUUACGUUCACAAGUAGUUCUAAAGUUCCAGAAGUUGAGGUCAAAGAAAUAAAGUGUGAGAACAACACCCGACCUAGCUAUUGCCUGGUUACCUUGGAGGACAACUGUACGAAAGUCAAUGGAAAAGAUUUGACAUCGAUAUCGAACUAGAGUACACGAGUAAUUCUGCCAAAAAACC
Molecule: messenger RNA, 1123 nt
Organism: Macrobrachium nipponense
Lineage: Eukaryota; Metazoa; Arthropoda; Malacostraca; Decapoda; Palaemonidae
Exons: 8
Coding region: 1-1095 (364 amino acids)
Molecular function (GO): protein binding
Source: RefSeq, a predicted model, not a curated record